AUGAGAGCCCUGCUCUCCUUCAGCGCCAACACAUGUCAACUCAACACAGCAGCCGAGGAACUUCAGCCACUUUGCUCCUUAAGGGUUAACAAAGGACAACAGAGCGGAGGAGGGAAAGAGCGAACGAGGGACUUCCCCUUCCUGCCCCGCCUCUCGGCAGAAAUGCAGGCUGGAAGCGCUCAGAGCCCCUCUUCGUGCGCUGCGAUGCUGGCGAGCGGGGUUGCGCGGAGGGAGCCUCGAAACAGAAGAUACAUCUGGGGGGUCAAGGCUGAGGGAGAACCAUCUGAAAUAUCACUGGAAAAAGCUGAGGAGCAAGUGCAGGAGCAGAAACGGAGGAGUCAAUAUGGAGCAAAGAGACAAGAGGAGAGACAGACUCACACAGGGGACAAACCCCAUAAAUGCUUGGAGUGUGGAAAGAGCUUCAGUCGCAGUAGCACCCUUACUUUGCAUCACAGAACUCACACAGGGGACACACCUUAUCAAUGCUUCAAGUGUGGAAAGAGCUUCAGUCAGAGCAGCAACCUUACUGUGCAUCAAAGAACCCAUUCAGGGGACAAACCCCAUAAAUGCUUGGAGUGUGGAAAGAGCUUCAGUCGGAGUGACACCCUUAGUAUACAUGAAAGAACUCACACAGGGGACAAACCUCAUAAAUGCUUGGAGUGUGGAAAGAGCUUCAGUCGCAGUAGCACCCUUACUUUGCAUCACAGAACUCACACAGGGGACAAACCUUAUCAAUGCUUGGAGUGUGGAAAGAGCUUCAAUCAGAGUGGCCACCUUGCUUUGCAUCAAAGAACUCACACAGGAGACAAACCUUAUAAAUGCUUGGAGUGUGGAAAGAGCUUCAGUCAGAGUAGCAGCCUUACUUUGCAUCACAGAAGUCACACAGGGGACAAACCUUAUCAAUGCUUGGAGUGUGGAAAGAGCUUCAAUCAGAGUGGCAGCCUUGCUUCGCAUCAAAGAACUCACACAGGAGACAAACCUUAUAAAUGCUUGGAGUGUGGAAAGAGCUUCAGUCAGAGUAGCCACCUUUCUUUGCAUCACAGAACUCACACAGGGGACAAACCUUAUCAAUGCUUGGAGUGUGGAAAGAGCUUCAAUCAGAGUGGCCACCUUGCUUCGCAUCAAAGAUGUCACACAGGGGACAAACCUUAUCAAUGCUUGGAGUGUGGAAAGACAUUCAGAUCGAGUAGUGCCCUUACGAUGCAUCAAAGAACUCACACAGGAGACAAACCUUAUAAAUGCUUCGAGUGUGGAAAGAACUUCAGUCAGAGCGGCCAACUUAUUUCGCAUCACAGAACUCACACAGGGGACAAACCUUAUCAAUGCUUGGAGUGUGGAAAGAGCUUUAGUCAGAGUAGCAAACUGAAUUUGCAUCACAAAACUCAUACAGGGAACAAACCUUAUAAAUGCUUGUAGUGUUGAAAGACCUUUUGUCAGAAUGGCUACCUUCAGCACAUCAAAGGAUCUGUAAAAGGGAAGAGAUGUAUAAAUGCUUUGCAAGGAUCCAUAUGGGGAAGCCAGGCUACAAAUAGGAUUUUUAUGGGGAGUUUCAGACCCCCGACAGUUCUUCUUUUACCUUAACCACAGACUGUUCCAUUUCCUUCACCUGCUAGUUCGGUGGCUUGUCAGUUUUUCCUUUGCAGAGACAGAGAGUUUUUGGCUUUUCCAGAGACGGGUGAGCACCCAAGUUAUCCAGUUUUUCCCUAUCGUAUCCCCCCCUCUGGCAGUUUCUAGCUGCCAGAUUCAAUAUUCAAUUAAUGACAUUUCAUGUAUUACUUUAUCUGCUUCCUGUAGUUCCUCCCCCUCUGUCAUUGUUACCUCCAUGUGCAUCAAUCGAACAUCAGUUUUCGUGAUGGACUUAGUAGUCUUUGUCACACAACAUCUAAUACAAUGUAACACCAACUGGAUUAUUACACCAGCAAGCAUAAUCCCAUUAGAACAUAUUUUAGCAGAUUUUUUACUAGGCCUCCUAGCCAUCCACCUUGAUCCGGUAGCCAUCCCCACCAAUCAAAAUCGCUACUCCAGUGAACAUAAGCUACUUCUGCUAUUUUCUCAGCAUGUUAUAUUAUGGAGUUAGCAUAGGAUUCAAUCUCUCCAGCUGAACUGUUUAUGUAGGAACAACAUUCGUUCCCAAUGAUGGCGCAAGUCCCUCCAUCUUCAGCAAACAAAUAGUCCAGCGCCAUCCUGUUUUGUAGAACCAUUUUCUUUAUUUGGGUUUGGGUUGCCGGUAGGGUCUUUAUAGCCAUAGAGGCCAGCGGAAGAGCUUCUUUGGUCUCAUUUGCAAGAAUUUCCACUACAGAUUGAAGUCUCAAUACUCCAGAACCUAUGGUGGCCAUGCCAGCCAAGGGCAGGAAAGACCACCUUAUUACUGAGCUCAUCGUUAAGGGCCUGCGGUUUUCUAUGUCCCAUUGUGCAGAGUGGCGAGUAGGUUAUGAUUUCUUUUUUCCCCUCUGAUUCGUGAGGCUCUCUUGUUCCUGAUUCUACCAACUGGGAGUACCUGAGUGACCCUGACAGCUGGUAUAAGCGAGGCAGCAUAGCAGGAGCCAAUCCAAUAUUUUAGCAAUAUUUUAUAGGCUUUAUCCCCAGAACAAUAAUGUUCAGCUAGAGCUUCCCAUGGGCCUUUGUGGAAGAGGGAAAGACCAGCUUUUCCAUGGUUGAACAUAGUACCUUUAGUAGUAGGGGCCAGCUAUUCCCCACCAAGGGACACCAUCACCUGGAUCAUGGGGGUUCCUAGUCCCAUUCUGAAAACACGCUUCCCAAUUGUUCAGGUAUUUACAGACCCAUGCCUGAUGACCACCAGAAUUGUAAAGGCAGAAUAAUGGAUCAUGUUAUCAAUAGAAUAGUUACAGGGAUCAUGAAAAUCAUGAUAAUUUCGGCAGAAAGUGGGAUUCUGGGUGUGGUUAUUUCUCCAGUCCUUUCCUUUCCUUUGGUCUUGUUUCCCAAAAAACAACUCACCUAAUCUUGCCAGGGCAUACCAAACUCCCUUUUGUUGGGCCACAGGGGCUAUGUCCCAGGUAGAAUUUGCACUUAACCAUUUCCAUUCCAUAGGCACAAAAAUGGGGGCUGUGUCAGUGAUGUUCUCUUCAGUCAAAGGGAUGGGUACAAGGGCAAUGCCUCCGUCCCCAUGGACAGGGAGUAGGGAGCAUAUCCAACAGUUACUCACAGUAGAGUGAAAGAGGCCAACAUGUAUAUAAAGAAACACCCCCUUUCUGCAUUUUCCAGUAUUAUCUUGGCUUGCCUCUGCAGGCAACUCUUCAAGAUUUCAUUGUCAGUUAUCUUCCUCAAUCCAGCAGGAGUUUUAGGAUGAGAAACAUGAGCCAAAUUCAGUUGUAGCACCAGAACACCUCUUCCUUUCAGUGUCCAAAGUGGCUGUGAAUCCAGGUGCCACAAUGAGUGUGAAAGAUACAAGGUCAACAGGGAAAUUGUUUCAUGGGUCAAAGUCACAGCUGCCUGUCAGGGCUAAGGCUCACAAGAGGACUUUUUUAAAGGCUUUAUUCUGGCCUGUAGCUACUGUCUCCUAUCAGUCUGCCAAUCCGCACCCCAGGUGCUGGUAAUUAGGCUGUUAGGACUCAGGACCAGCUGCCGCUCUUCUAGGUCCUGGGUCAUGGGAAAACUUUGUCUCAUUUGCAUCAGGUACAGAAUCGGUUGGUAGAGGUUCAGAAGGAAGGUCUCUGGGUUCAGCUCAGCUCAACUUUCUUGCACUGUGACAUGUGUCCAGUUGUUUGCACCUUGAUGGCAGAACGGGUCGUCAGCAUCGCUAGAUAUGGACCUUGCCACCAAUCAACAGGGAGAGUGGGAUGACCAGGCUCCGUGACGGGCUCUGGAAAGGCCUCUUUGACCUAUGAAUGCAAUGUUCUAACAGCAUCAAUGAAUACACAACAGUACUUCAACAUGGCUUCAUCCUCUAACUUUAACGUGGAAGGAUGAGAGAGAAAACGUAGUGAAUAGGGCACGCACAUGGGCCAUGCCAUCAAAAUCUCGUCUGGAGACAAUCCUUGCUCACAGUUAGCAGUGCUGGAAGUGGGGCAAGAGCCACUGCUGUUUUUAUUCUUAUGCCUCUGUUAAUAUAAGGGAGAUAGAGUGAGGGUCCUCCAGCGGGCUAGGCUUGGCUGCCUUUACCUGUGCUGUGCUCUGACUUGUCUUCCUUCCAUCGCAGACUGAUUUGUCUUAGGGAAGCUUAUCUGACCCUCCUUCCUCCCUCUCUUCUUCUCCAACUAGUUCCUCUCUCCCUCCUGAGCCACGAGGGCAACUCCCAAGUCUGGGCAUUGCAGCUCCAGCUUAGUUAGAACUAAGU
Molecule: messenger RNA, 4294 nt
Organism: Rhineura floridana
Lineage: Eukaryota; Metazoa; Chordata; Lepidosauria; Squamata; Rhineuridae
Product: zinc finger protein 501-like
Exons: 3
Coding region: 1-1416 (471 amino acids)
Source: RefSeq, a predicted model, not a curated record